Messenger RNA from Drosophila takahashii, 1306 nucleotides. RefSeq lists its product as uncharacterized. NCBI's taxonomy places the organism in Eukaryota, Metazoa, Arthropoda, Insecta, Diptera, Drosophilidae. The record is from RefSeq and is a predicted model, not a curated record. Gene Ontology annotation, molecular function: DNA binding.
ACCAAUCGGCAACCGGGGGUUAAUAAUCAACGUCAAACAUAAAGAGAAAAACGUGUUUGCACACUGAAGUAAAAUAAGACAUUUAACACACCAGUGUGCGAAACUCUUCGCAGGAGAGCAAAGAGAAAGACGCAGGCAAUUUCCCUUUGCCGUUCGUUUCGCUCAUUCUUCUCGCGACGACGAGGAGAACUCAACAGGCACGGCGUGUUUUAUUCACUUGUGAAUUUGUGGAAUACUAAGGCACAUGGGCAGGCCGAGACUCGUGGACACGACCAAUCUGGUGGUGGUGCUACCAAAUCGGACCUGUCGUUGUGUCGUCUGCGACAAGAUAUUGGCCGGACUGCAGAGGAGCAACAUCAAGCGGCACUACGACCGCCUCCAUCCCAAUAUCGUCCUCCAGCGACCGCCACGCCCCCCUCAGCAGCCGAAGCCCCAGAAGCCCCCGAGCGAGGCCUUAAAUACCAAAAUGGGUCGUCCCCAGAUGGUGGACACCGACAAAUUGUGUGAGGUCCUCCCCGACGGAAAGAGAUGCCGUUGCAAGCUUUGCGAGAAGGUGUUAACCCAUCGGCCGGGAAAUGUGAGGCGCCACUAUAAUACUUACCACCCACACAUCAUCGUCCAGCUGGCGCCCAAACGUUGGGUCAUCGCCGAGGACAAGCUCAUUCCCAAUAGCCAAAGACUGAACAAUCCGGAUGCCUCUCAGCUGCCCACCAAUAGUACCACUAAUAGUACCACCAUGGAAACCACCGUCAUGGUGGAUAAUGAAGAGGCUGGCGACGGAGAUUACGAGGACAACGCUUCUGGUAGCCAAUUCGACAUCUUCAUAGGGAAAUCGGAGCUGCCUGAUGAGGAUGACAAUCAAACGGAAGAAUCUGACACCGCAGUGGAGCUAUUGCCCAUAACCGAGGCUAAACCUGGGGAAAACGAACCGGAUCUAGUGCCCAUAUCAGUUCCUAAACCUGGGGAAAACGAACCGGAGCUAGUGGCUAAACCUUCGACAUCCUUGAAGGCGUCCUCCAGUUCUGGUGCGAAUGUUCGUGCAUCCACCUCGGAUUGCCCACUCGUCGCCGGUGAUAAUGCUAUCUAUCUGCAGUAUCUGGGCAACAAGUUUGGCAAAUACUCCAAACGAACCAUGAACACUGUUCAGUUCCAUAUAAAUCGCAUUCUUUAUAUGGCCGAUAUGGGACACUUUGAGGAGAAGGAAGGAAAUCCCACUGGCGAAUCCGAUUCUAAUUGACCAUCGCCUUGGUCUGUGUUAUUAUUACCGUUACUCGUAUCCUAGGGUAUAUUGUAUUCAUGUCUGUCU